Messenger RNA from Nanorana parkeri, 502 nucleotides. It is a transcript of the gene CFAP68, whose product is annotated as chromosome unknown C11orf1 homolog. Lineage: Eukaryota; Metazoa; Chordata; Amphibia; Anura; Dicroglossidae. Bases 71 to 502 code for a protein of 143 amino acids. The record is from RefSeq and is a predicted model, not a curated record. Gene Ontology annotation, cellular component: nucleus. The transcript is spliced from 4 exons.
CCUGUAACUAAGCAACGAUAAUGAUGCUUUGCCUCUCGGUGGUGAAUUGAAGAACUCUGGAGGCGUCAGAAUGGCUGAUUAUAAUUCUGAUCUAAAAGCUGAUGGACAUGGUGAGGUAUGGGUGGACUCUGAGCCUGGUGCGAAGCUGAAGCAAUAUGGCUGGAGGUGCACAACUAAGGAGGAUUCCUACUCCAACAAGACAUUACUUGGAAACUGGAACCAGGAGCAUUAUGACCUUCGCAAACUUGAAGAAAGGAAGCCAUUACCUUCUCAGUAUGCCCACUAUUAUAAAACCUCUUAUUCUGCUGACUACACCAGGAACGGGGGAUCAGCUGUGAGACAAGUGCCCCAUGUGUUUCCAGCACAUCAACCUGAACUGGAAACACCAAAAUACAGAACUCUUCAAAAAUCUUGUUACACUAUUGACUAUGGCAGCCCUAUCACCACUUCUGAUCAACAUGCUAUACAAAAUAACCCUACAACCGUGUUUCCUUAUCAAUAA